Messenger RNA from Erinaceus europaeus (western European hedgehog), 2315 nucleotides. RefSeq names its product regulator of G protein signaling 7 (gene RGS7). NCBI's taxonomy places the organism in Eukaryota, Metazoa, Chordata, Mammalia, Eulipotyphla, Erinaceidae. The transcript is spliced from 17 exons. The record is from RefSeq and is a predicted model, not a curated record. Gene Ontology annotation, biological process: intracellular signal transduction; G protein-coupled receptor signaling pathway; regulation of G protein-coupled receptor signaling pathway. Bases 245 to 1654 code for a protein of 469 amino acids.
GAGCCGCGGGUGCACCACGGCGAGGGUGGCGUCGCCUAAGCCGCGGGAGCUGGGGCGGCGCGGAUUCCUCAAUCGCCGAGUGUGAUGAAGCUGCCCUGCCUCGCUGCUCCGCUCGCCGCCAGCUGACACCGCCUGCGCUCAGCCGGCUCCGGAAGGGAGACGCCGUGGGGCUGUGACCUUGGCCGAGGAGGGCAGACUGAGAGUCUUGAGAAUUCCUGUAUCUGAGCAGCAGAGGAAGUGUGACAUGGCCCAGGGGAAUAAUUAUGGGCAGACCAGCAAUGGGGUGGCAGAUGAAUCACCCAACAUGCUGGUAUACAGAAAGAUGGAAGACGUCAUAGCACGCAUGCAAGAUGAAAAAAAUGGAAUUCCUAUUCGGACUGUUAAGAGCUUUCUUUCCAAGAUACCUAGUGUCUUCUCUGGCUCAGACAUUGUUCAAUGGUUAAUAAAGAAUUUAACUAUAGAAGACCCAGUGGAAGCACUCCAUUUGGGAACAUUAAUGGCUGCCCAUGGCUACUUCUUUCCAAUCUCAGAUCAUGUCCUCACACUCAAGGAUGAUGGCACCUUCUACAGGUUUCAAACACCCUAUUUUUGGCCAUCAAAUUGUUGGGAGCCGGAAAACACAGACUAUGCGGUUUAUCUCUGUAAGAGAACAAUGCAAAACAAGGCAAGGCUUGAACUAGCAGAUUAUGAAGCUGAGAGCCUGGCCAGGCUGCAGAGAGCAUUUGCUCGAAAAUGGGAGUUCAUUUUUAUGCAAGCAGAAGCACAAGCAAAAGUGGACAAGAAGAGAGACAAAAUUGAAAGGAAGAUCCUUGAUAGCCAAGAGAGAGCAUUCUGGGAUGUGCAUAGACCUGUGCCUGGAUGUGUAAAUACCACUGAAGUGGACAUCAAGAAGUCAUCCAGAAUGAGAAAUCCACACAAAACAAGGAAGUCUGUCUAUGGUUUACAAAAUGACAUUAGAAGUCAUAGUCCAACCCACACACCCACACCGGAAACUAAACCUCCGACAGAAGAUGAGCUCCAGCAACAGAUAAAAUAUUGGCAAAUACAGUUAGACAGACAUCGGUUAAAAAUGUCCAAAGUUGCUGAUAGCUUGCUAAGUUAUACAGAACAGUAUUUAGAAUAUGAUCCAUUUCUUGUGCCACCUGACCCUUCUAACCCAUGGCUAUCUGAUGACACUACUUUCUGGGAACUUGAAGCAAGUAAAGAACCAAGUCAACAAAGGGUAAAACGAUGGGGUUUUGGUAUGGAUGAAGCAUUGAAAGACCCAGUUGGAAGAGAGCAGUUCCUUAAAUUUCUAGAGUCAGAAUUCAGCUCCGAAAAUUUAAGAUUCUGGCUAGCCGUAGAAGACCUGAAGAAAAGACCUAUUAGAGAUGUUCCCUCCAGAGUUCAGGAAAUUUGGCAAGAAUUUCUGGCUCCAGGAGCCCCGAGUGCCAUUAACUUGGAUUCUAAGAGUUAUGACAAAACCACACAGAAUGUGAAGGAUCCAGGAAGAUAUACAUUUGAAGAUGCUCAGGAGCACAUUUACAAACUGAUGAAAAGUGAUUCAUAUCCACGUUUUAUAAGAUCUAGUGCCUAUCAGGAGCUUCUUCAGGCAAAGAGAAAGGGGAAGUCUCUCACGUCAAAGAGGUUAACAAGCCUUGUUCAGUCUUACUAAAAGGAUCAUCUUGUAGCAUGGAAGCAGACUGGCAUCUUUGCAUAUACUGUGUAGAUCUUUGUUGUUACCUGGAACAGAGGACACUAGACCAAGAUGUUGCAUGAGCAAAGGACCUGAAUUGUUCUUACUUUGUGUACAUUAAGGCAUUGCCAUCUGCGUGGAACUCCACCAUUUCAAUGCCUCCAUUUCAAAAUGUUGUCUGCUUAUUUCCCCCUUGUACUAAGCUGGAAAUUUGUCUUUUCCUUUUAAGCAAGUGAAGUAAACUUCUUUAUUUCCCUUUUGCACACCUUCUCUCUCUCUUUCUCUCUCUCUCUCUCUUUCUCUCUUUCAGCUUUUGCUAGACACACAGUUCACUUAAAAUUCAGUUACAAACUGGAAGAAUUGUAAAAGAAAAACGUAUAUAUCUAUAAGUAUGGUUCACAUUUAUUAAACAGUAAAUUAGCACAGAAAGUUUCAUUUCAUCAAUGUAUUCACAGUUGUAAACAAUCUCAUGUCUUUGUCUAUUGUCUGUACAUUCUAGGUUAAUGUUCCUUGCAUUUAUUUUUAUACCAUAUUUAAAUAAGAACACCUUUUAUUCCUAAUGUAUUAAAGAUUAUCUCUUUCUCUGGAAAUUUGUGUAUGUUUAUAUUGUUUUAUCUUUCAUUAAAAGAUGAAUAAUCUC